Molecule: messenger RNA, 1901 nt
Organism: Neurospora tetraspora
Lineage: Eukaryota; Fungi; Ascomycota; Sordariomycetes; Sordariales; Sordariaceae
Product: Stc1 domain-containing protein
Exons: 5
Coding region: 439-1572 (377 amino acids)
Source: RefSeq, a predicted model, not a curated record
AACCUUGAAACUGAAUAGGCAGGUACGAUGGUCCAUGGUUCCUUCCUCCCCAUCGCCAGUCGUUUUUUCCCACGUGAAUCCCCACAGCAACCCUCAGCUCGUUCAAGUGCUGUGCCUUUAGGCAGUCACCGUUCGCGCCGUUUUCCAUCCCAUAACAACCUGAACAACACUCUAUUGUCUCCCUCACGCCUCCCGCGCCUCUACAGCCAACAAUUUCUCUUGAACUUCCUUUUUAACCCUGUUCCCUCCAGCCUCCUCGUCUUCUCUCACUAUUUUCUUAACCACGAGUCGUCUACGGCCACUGUCGCUGCCGCCGCCGACGCCGCUGCCGUCCACACCGCAUUGCCAUUACCACAAACCUCCAUCUGCGGAGUAAAACAGAAGUCACACUGCUCACAAGGCGUUUAGGCUUUACCUCUCUGACUCGGCAAGCUCACCAUGUCGGCGCCUCCUGCGCAGAGCCCAGCUCUCCAGGCCAGACCUGGAGCGGCUUCAGCUGCGAGCAGUCGCGGCAAGACUGGACAGAUCCGAUGCAUGAACGGCAAGGAGUGGCAGGACCGUUCUGCCUUCAACCCCAAGAGACUCAGAGAGUACGAGGAAUCGCGCCGUUCCAACAGAGCCAUCACACCGUACAACUCCUUUAUCUCGUGCAAAGCCCAUUCUGGACAUAAUCCUUUUGACAAACAAUGCCAGGGCGGCUGCCUGCGUAUCUUGCCCUUGGAGAAGUUCAGCAAGAAUUCCAGAAGGUUGGGCAAGUACAAGUGCAUGGAUUGCACCCAGCAUCAGCUGUACCUCCAGCCUCACGCUACUGUUCCUGCUCCGAAUACUCUUUUGGACACUACAGAGAAGGAUGAGCUUGCUCAGGCUCGCCUCCGCCGCAAGGCCAAGUUGGCUGCUGCUCUGGCUGCUGAAGACGAGGACGAUGAGGAUGACGAUUCCCUCUACCGCGACGACCAGUCUGUUCUCUCUGGUGCCUAUAGUGCCGGAAGCACUGUCUCGGGCGCUAUCACCGGCAGCCGGUCUGUUUACUCUUCGAGAUAUUCGGAGGCCGGAACAGGUUACAGCAGCCAGAAUCAACCGCCCCAUAUGCGCAGCGAGAAUGGCUCUGCCGCCACCAGCGCUUUGGCGGCCCGGUUGAACCAAGAUAGCUCCUCUCUCAGUGGCAAUGCCUGGCGCACUCAGGGUUUCUUUUCUGACAGCUACGCUGCGGUUUCGACCUCGAGCAACGCAGGUUAUGCCCCGAGUGACGCUCUCUUGACUGACGGACAAUCCACUCUCGGCCCUGAAGAUUCGGGUUCUGUUGCUGCUGCCCCGGAUGACGACGAAGAGAGCAACAACCCUCCAACCGCUCAGCGCAAGAUCAUUGCUGAUCACACGACCGUUACUGAAUUUUUUCAGACUGAGGAGUCGUGGAGGGCUGAUCAGGUCAAGGAGUCUCUGUCCUCGGGUAAUUGGGUCAAGCUGCCCGGUCGCAAAACGUUGCCCGAAGUCCCUCGCUAUCUCAGAGAGGGCGAGGAUAAUUUCGACGAUGAUGCGUACUCCUACGAUGGCGAGUCUGAGGACGAGCUGUAAGAUCGCGUCCUAUCCGUACUCAGAAUGGGAAAUGCCAGAUGAUACACGCUGGUUCAGGCUUAGUUGACUGGCGUGGCAAGUUUUCGAAGGAUAUGGGAGUGUCGGAAGAAGGGUCGUCGAGGAAAGGAUUUUCUUGAUUGACAACGGAAAUAUGGUCAAAAGCUCAGCUGGUUCUUACAAUCUCGCGGUUCUGUUGCUAUCAGGCAUUUUAUAUUCAGCGAUAUUGUCGCAGAGUUAGACGCAGAUUAUCUUGGUAGAGGAGGAAGACGACCAAGGUUGCGAUAGAGUUUAUGCGAGAAAUGCCAGCGUUGAUAUUCAUGAAUGACAAC